Messenger RNA from Micropterus dolomieu (smallmouth bass), 1554 nucleotides. Its product is annotated as sarcoplasmic/endoplasmic reticulum calcium ATPase 2-like. Bases 433 to 1554 code for a protein of 373 amino acids. The record is from RefSeq and is a predicted model, not a curated record. Gene Ontology annotation, molecular function: ATP binding; ATP hydrolysis activity; P-type calcium transporter activity. Gene Ontology annotation, cellular component: membrane. Lineage: Eukaryota; Metazoa; Chordata; Actinopteri; Centrarchiformes; Centrarchidae. The transcript is spliced from 8 exons. Gene Ontology annotation, biological process: intracellular calcium ion homeostasis; calcium ion transmembrane transport.
GUGAGGCACUUUGAUAAAAUCAGACUGUCAGCACCGAGUGGAGUCACAGAGAGCUGCGCCACUGUGAGGCAGGACACGCCACGGUAGUACCGUUACUGAAGACUGGACCGGGUGAAUGCAGUCCUCAACGUAGGACACUGCCGCAGACGUUUCCCCAUCAUUUUCGGAGAUAAGAGGACGGUCAGAGUAAUAUUCAUCCACGCAGGGAAGAGGAAUUUGGCUCACCACAACAUUUCCGUAAUUUGCGGGAAGAAAAAUCCUAACAGGGGCCAGGGGGACACGUUCAGACCGCGUUCAAUAGCUUUCGAUAGCUAUCCGAGUGUGAAUGCACAGCUCUCAGUUGGAAAACUCCUUAUUUCUUUGAAAGUGUUGACAGUUUUACCAUACGGCCGUUAUUUUGUGUAAAGCUGUGUGGGAAGCCGCCUGUCCGCCAUGGAGAACGCACACACGAAGAGUGUGGAAGAAGUUUACAGUUAUUUCUGCGUCAAUGAAAGCACAGGACUUUCCCUGGACCAGGUGAAACGUCAGAGGGAGAAAUGGGGCCUAAACGAGUUACCAGCAGAGGAAGGGAAAUCUUUGUGGGAGCUUGUCCUUGAACAAUUUGAAGAUUUACUUGUUAGAAUUCUUCUGCUGGCAGCAUGUAUAUCUUUUGUCCUGGCCUGGUUUGAGGAGGGAGAAGAAACAAUCACAGCUUUUGUGGAGCCAUUUGUAAUUUUACUCAUUCUUAUAGCCAACGCCAUUGUCGGUGUGUGGCAGGAACGCAAUGCUGAGGAUGCCAUUGAGGCGCUUAAGGAGUACGAGCCUGAGAUGGGGAAAGUGUACCGGCAGGACAGGAAAACUGUGCAGAGGAUCAAGGCCAGAGACAUUGUGCCUGGUGACAUUGUAGAGAUUGCUGUUGGAGAUAAGGUGCCUGCUGACAUUCGGAUCUGUUCAAUCAAAUCAACAACUCUGAGGGUAGACCAGUCCAUUCUGACGGGUGAAUCUGUCUCUGUCAUCAAACACACCGACCCUGUGCCAGACCCCCGUGCUGUCAAUCAGGACAAGAAGAACAUGCUUUUCUCUGGUACCAACAUUGCUGCUGGGAAGGCCGUGGGUGUGGUCGUGUCCACUGGUGUUAACACAGAGAUCGGUAAGAUCCGUGAUGAGAUGGUGGCCACCGAGCAGGAGAGAACGCCCCUGCAGCAGAAGCUGGAUGAGUUUGGCGAGCAGCUAUCCAAAGUCAUCUCCCUCAUCUGCAUCGCCGUGUGGAUAAUCAACAUUGGCCACUUCAACGACCCCGUCCAUGGGGGGUCCUGGAUCCGCGGGGCUGUCUACUACUUCAAGAUCGCCGUGGCACUGGCUGUGGCCGCAAUCCCUGAGGGUCUUCCUGCUGUCAUCACCACUUGCCUGGCCCUGGGCACUCGCCGCAUGGCCAAGAAGAAUGCCAUUGUCCGUAGCCUGCCAUCCGUGGAGACCCUGGGCUGCACCUCUGUCAUCUGCUCUGACAAGACGGGAACCCUGACCACCAACCAGAUGUCUGUCAGCAGAGUGAGUCUCACAAACACACACACCUAG